Molecule: messenger RNA, 1637 nt
Organism: Cercocebus atys (sooty mangabey)
Lineage: Eukaryota; Metazoa; Chordata; Mammalia; Primates; Cercopithecidae
Gene: LIPK
Product: lipase, family member K
Exons: 9
Coding region: 438-1637 (399 amino acids)
Cellular component (GO): intracellular membrane-bounded organelle
Molecular function (GO): hydrolase activity, acting on ester bonds
Source: RefSeq, a predicted model, not a curated record
AAUUUUUUUUCAUAAAGGUUUUGCCAAUGACAAACUCCACCAUCAGAAAAAAGUACCAAUCUAUCUAAUAACUAGAGAUACUAAAUGUGCUUUGAUUAAUUUAUUGGCCAUUAUAUUUCUUUUCUACAAAUUAUCUAUUCCCUCUUUCGUCCAGUUAUCUACUGGAAACUUGAUUGAUUGUUUUCUCUGUUCCUUUCCAUUCAUUCCCUCUUUUCUUCUUUCCUUCUAUCUUUUCUUUUCUUACUAAAAAGUCAUUUUAGAUUUUUCAUGGAAUGAAUGUUGUAUAAUUCAGUAUUCUACUGGUUAAAGCACAGCCUAGAAGUAUGUUUCUGCUCUCUCUCACAGCAGUGUUAUAAAAAGAUUGCACCAAAUUUCACUUCAUAGAAUUUAUCUUUGAUGACAAAUAUAUUAAAUUUCCUUUCCCAGGCAGAUCCCAAAUGUGGCAGCUUUUACUGGCAGCAUGCUGGAUGCUUCCUCUUGGAUCUAUGUAUGGUUAUGAUAAGAAAGGAAACAACGCAAACCCUGAAGCUAAUAUGAAUAUUAGCCAGAUUAUUUCUUACUGGGGAUAUCCUUAUGAAGAGUAUGAUGUUACAACAAAAGAUGGUUAUAUCCUUGGAAUUUAUAGGAUUCCACAUGGAAGAGGAUGCCCAGGGAGGACAGCUCCAAAGCCUGCUGUGUAUUUGCAGCAUGGCCUAAUUGCAUCUGCCAGUAACUGGAUUUGCAACCUGCCCAACAACAGCCUGGCUUUCCUUCUGGCAGAUAGUGGCUAUGAUGUGUGGUUGGGGAACAGCCGAGGAAACACUUGGUCCAGAAAACACCUUAAAUUGUCGCCCGAAUCACCAGAAUACUGGGCCUUCAGUUUGGAUGAGAUGGCUAAAUAUGACCUUCCAGCCACAAUCAGUUUUAUCAUAGAGAAAACAGGACAGAAGCGACUCUACUACGUGGGUCACUCACAAGGCACCACCAUAGCUUUUAUAGCAUUUUCUACAAACCCAGAACUGGCUAAAAGGAUUAAGAUAUUUUUUGCACUGGCUCCAGUUGUCACACUGAAAUACACCCGAAGUCCUAUGAAAAAACUAACAACUCUUUCCAGGCAAGUAGUCAAGGUGUUGUUUGGUGACAAAAUGUUCCACCCUCAUACAUUGUUUGACAAAUUCAUUGCCACCAAAGUGUGCAGUCGGAAGCUAUUCCAUCGUAUUUGCAGCAACUUCCUAUUUACUCUGAGUGGAUUUGAUCCGCAAAACUUAAAUAUGAGUCGCUUGGAUGUUUACUUGUCACACAAUCCUGCGGGAACAUCUGUUCAGAAUAUGCUGCACUGGGCCCAGGCUGUUAAUUCUGGUCGGCUUCAAGCUUUUGAUUGGGGAAACUCUGAUCAGAACAUGAUGCACUUUCACCAGCUUACACCUCCUUUAUACAACAUUACUAAGAUGGAAGUUCCAACAGCAAUAUGGAAUGGUGGACAGGACAUUGUGGCUGAUCCCAAGGAUGUCAAAAAUUUACUUCCUCAAAUUGCCAACCUUAUUUAUUACAAGCUAAUUCCACACUACAAUCAUGUGGAUUUUUACCUUGGAAAGGAUGCACCUCAGGAAAUUUAUCAAGACCUAAUUAGAUUGAUGGAGGCAUAUUUAAAAAAUUAA